This is a messenger RNA of Gloeophyllum trabeum ATCC 11539, 771 nucleotides long. Its product is annotated as WD40 repeat-like protein. Gene Ontology annotation, cellular component: Set1C/COMPASS complex. The record is from RefSeq and is a predicted model, not a curated record. The transcript has 2 exons. Bases 1 to 771 code for a protein of 256 amino acids. Lineage: Eukaryota; Fungi; Basidiomycota; Agaricomycetes; Gloeophyllales; Gloeophyllaceae. Gene Ontology annotation, molecular function: protein binding; chromatin binding.
AUGUCACCGGUGGACGAUGGCUUCAUAUCCGCGUCGCUGGAUAAGACAGUACGAGUGUGGGAUCUGCGAACCCCGACAUGCCGGGGCCUCCUGAACUUACCAUCAUCACCGAUCGUUGCGUAUGACAGCGAAGGUGUCAUCUUUGCUGUCGCCGUGAACGACUUCCAGCGUAUAAUGCUUUACGACUCAGCCCACUUUGACAAGGCUCCGUUCCUUGCCAUCACCCUUGAUGACCCCACUCUGGCACAGAUUAGCUAUCCUCCUCGCGCCAUCUUCAUGAGCUCCAUAUCCUUCUCCAUGAACGGGAAGUACCUCUUAGUGGGUUGCUCAGGCGACGCGCACUAUAUCAUGGACUCCUUUGAUGGGCACCUACUCGCAAAACUGGAAGGGCACGUAGGACUCGAACGGAGAAACCUGAACACACCGCCCGGCAUCACGCCAGUGCGAGGCUGUAGUGGCGAAGAGGUAUCCUGGACACCAGACAGCAAGUUUGUUGUUGGUGGCAGUCUUGACGGGAAGAUAUGUGUAUGGGACGUCCAGAACUUACCCUCGAGAUCCGGGCGUGUGGACUUGAAGGUUCCUCCUGCACGGUUGCAGCCGAUAGCGGUUCUCGAAGGCCAUCCAGGGCCGUCCCGAUGUGUCAGGUUCAAUCCUCGCCUUGCCAUGAUGUGCUCUGCGGGAUCUGAACUGGCUUUCUGGUUACCGGAUCCCGCUGGCGACGUGGAAGAAAUUGCCAAGGACCUGUUGAGGAAAAGAGGGGCCGGUGCAUGA